GACACGUAAAAAGUGGAUGCGGAGAGUCAUGUUCACUUGUGUGGACUGAGACCUUCAUAGUCAGUCAGGCCGUCAGUGAUGCUAAUUCCAGGUUGAUCCUGCUCAAGGUGGACCAGGACUGCCAGCUGAAGAGCAACAUCCACUGGUGUGCCUUCCACUUACCUCUGAAGAUCAUCACAGGAAUUGAGCGCAGACAUGCUGCAGAAGAGAGGAAGGACAAAAUCCAUCUUGGUGUCCUCAAUUUUAGUGUGUUGUAUGCUUGCAAGUGCAGAGUAUUCCAGCUGUGGCGAGUACGAGUUCUUAAACCAGACCAGCCACAGCUGCCAGGCAUGCCCUCAGUGCCAGCCAGGACAGGAGCCGCAUAUGACGUGCGGCUACGGCGUGAAGGAUGAAGACUUCUCCUGUGUACCGUGUCCUCAUGGGAAGUACUCCAAAGGCAAAUAUGAGAUCUGCAGACGACAUAAAGACUGCGACGCCCUCUACAAAGCCACAGUGCGCACGGUGGGAACGUCAGACAGCGAUGCGGAGUGCGGCCCCUGUUUGCCAGGGUAUUAUAUGCUGGAGAACAGACCCAGAAAUCUCUAUGGGAUGGUUUGUCACUCCUGCCAGAACGCGCCACCUAACACCAAAGAAUGUAUGCAGAACAAUGUGCCAGUGCAAAAACCUCAAUCGGAUCCUGGCAGCACCACCGUGUUCCCUCAUCUUCAAAAAGAUCCAACAGGACAAGGUCACCUAGCGACGGCUCUCAUUAUCGCCAUGUCAACCAUCUUCGUCAUGGCCAUCGCUAUUGUUCUUAUCAUCAUGUUUUACAUUCUGAAGGCCAAGCCAAACAGCCAAGCAUGCUGUCAUGGCCAAGUGAAAUCAGUUGACACUCCGACCAAUAAACAAGAGGACAAGAAAGACAUCCCUGACAAGGUUGUGAUCUAUUCUGAAAAAGAUGAGUUUGGCAAACUUCAGGUCUCACCUCAAGUGAAAAGCGAAAACGACGCCUCCUCCGAGAACGAGCAGCUGUUGAGCCGCAGCGUGGACAGCGACGAGGAGGCCACGUCGGAGAAGCAGGGCUUGGCAAACGCAAACAACCUGACGCCUCUCAACAAUGUGGGGAACAAGCCGGACCUCUGCCUGCUCACUCUGGGCGCGCUGGAUGCCGACCCAGUCCGCAACGGGACCGCCAACGUCGCCGCUAGCAGUCCCGCUCCCGACCGCACGAACCACAUCAGCAAUGUGACCGCAAUCAGCAACAGCAAUAAGAACCCAGGGAUGUUGCAGAGUCGCAGGAAAAAGAUCUUGGAUCUGUACACUAAAGUGUGCAAUGUGACAGACGGGUUGAGCCCCACAGAACUUCCCUUCGAUUGCCUGGAGAAAGCCAGUCGCAUGCUAAGCUCCUCCUACAGCAGCGAAGCCGCCGUGGUCAAAACAUGGCGGCACCUGGCCGAGAGCUUCGGCCUGAAGCGCGACGAGAUCGGCGGCAUGAGCGACGGCUUGCAACUUUUCGAGCGGGUGAGCACGGCGGGAUACAGCAUCCCCGACCUGCUCACCCGCCUGGUGCAGAUCGAGAGGCUGGAUGCCGUCGAGUCGUUGUGCUCGGACGUUCUGGGAGGCAACGAAGUGGCGGCCGUCGGAGGCCGACGGGGCAUUAACAGUUUUCACAGCCAGUUGGCGUGCCCGUCACCGUGUCAGGCGUCUUCUCACCGCUGCGCCAGCGUCUAAGACAAACGGAUGCAUCCGGAAAUUAGACUGUACCCUCCCUCGUCACAUGAAGAACAUUGGUCGACCAAGAAGCUACACAUCCAAAAUAGUCAAAUAUGAAUCUAUCAAUCAAUUAGCAGUAGAGGGGGUCUUCCGUAUAUUUGCACAGCUCCACAAUCAGUCCUUUCACCAACGACUUCCUCUUCGGCAACCUUGCCAGAACCAACCUCCACCUCCCUCAUAACUUUUGCUUCCCUUUUUACCUCGAUUAUUGGGUGUGUAACUCCGCAGGGACCCUAAUAGUCCAAGGUGUUGCGGUUUAUACAGCGGGUGCAAAGUGCCCGUAAAUUCCACCGCCCAAUUAAGCUUUUAAAGACCAGUAAAAGUCCAGUGGAAAAGUUGAAAAAAAAAUACAGAGCCACAGCAGAGGUAUGACUAACUCCGCCCCCGGAGUCGAUAAGUUAUUUUGGCCACUGGUUUACACAGACAGUUGAACGGUGUAAGAAAAAAGUUACACAAUGGCCUUGUUGUUGUUUUAAUUCGGUUUUGUAGCUCAAUCCUGACACAGAAUGCCCGUCCACGUAUUGUUGAGUAAAUCAGCAGAACAAGUUUCAGACUAGCAAUAAUUCCGUCGAGCUAAAUAAAUCCACGCACGUGUACAAACGAGCAUGUAUUCUUUAGCCACAGCAGUAAUACAAACCUCAAACUUUUAAAUGGAGUGCCUUGUUAGAGCUACGCCACCUUGAUGAAAUCCAGUUUAAUUCAAAACAGGGCUGAACGUUUUUAUGGUGCUGUUUGCUGAGCUGGAUGUCGGACUGGACGAAAGUGAAAGUUUUGAGUCAGGGCAACAGCUUACUUUAUUUUAUAUUGGUCCUGAAGAGACGCAGAAGAUUGAUGGGAUACCUCAGUAGCAGCAGCCGUGUAGCAACGUACGGAAAGACACUCCAUAUUGUCACACAACCAAAGUGUGACUGUAUAUAUAACUUAUUAUUGUACAUAAUAUUUACUUGAAUAAAGACGUAUGACAAAACAAUGGUUUGAUACUUGACUAGUUAGACACUCCAUUCAACAUUUUUUUUAAUUUGCAUUGUCUCGCAAAGCUAGGAGACUAAUGUUUUAGAUAUAUAAUUUUAUUCUAAUUGCUCAGCUACCAUACAUUUUCAGGAAAACAAGAUAAAAAAAAAAAAGAUAUUUGCAGUUAUGGUGUUGGAUAAUAUUAUAUUGUGUUAAUUAGUACAAUAGAAUAAAACCAACAUGCUUUUAUUAAGACAGAGUGUUGUCAGUAACACACAAAUGAAAUUAAGCAUUAAUAUAGUUCAGAAAUAUUAAUCAAAAUUAAUUGUCUUUUUCGAGAUCUCAUUAGAUUAUUCAGGUGACUAAUAAAAUUUCUGUUGAGUGUAAAACUCCCCGGAGUUUGUGUUUUGUCUGGGUUUAUUUCUUAGGUUUUGUUUUCUGGUUUUCUCUUGCUCUUUAGGGAUUGUUGUUUCCACCUGUGCUUGACAACCUGUUCUCCCUCUAAGCCAUUGCAUCCCGUCCAGGUGUUUUGUGUUGUCUUGUCAGGGUGCUUGUAUUUAUUUCCCAAGUUUCUCUCAGUCCGUGCCAGACUGUUCUAAUUUUUUUCUUCUGUUUUCUUUUUUUUUUUUAAAUACUGGUGUUUUGAUGUUGUUUUGGUCUUUUGGAACUUUGAUUAGAUUUAGAGUUUUCCCUGCAUUAGUACACCAGCUGCUUUUUGUCAAUAGAUUUUUUUUUUCAGUGCAAUUUGCAUCCCUACCUUGCUAAUCUUGCCACAACCAUAACAAACUCUUUCCAGUCUGCACCAUGUUCAUCAUAACUGGUGCCCCUAUAAUAAUCUGUUGAGUCAGCACAUAUAGGUUUAUUCCCUUUGAAACGAUGAAGACAAAAUCACUUGGCACACUUUCGAGUUGAUUCCCUCGACUUCUACUUAGAGUUGAUUAAAUGUGACACAUUAACCAGCAUAUUCAGCAGAGGCACCUUUUGCCUGGAGCCUGUCUGCACAACAACAUAUUUUGUAAUGAAAAGUACAGAUUUUGAAAAAUUGCUUGUCUAUAUUAAAUAUGCUUUUUUCUUUUAAAUCA
Molecule: messenger RNA, 3785 nt
Organism: Syngnathus typhle (broad-nosed pipefish)
Lineage: Eukaryota; Metazoa; Chordata; Actinopteri; Syngnathiformes; Syngnathidae
Gene: edar
Product: ectodysplasin A receptor
Exons: 12
Coding region: 196-1710 (504 amino acids)
Biological process (GO): positive regulation of canonical NF-kappaB signal transduction; positive regulation of JNK cascade
Cellular component (GO): plasma membrane
Molecular function (GO): signaling receptor activity
Source: RefSeq, a predicted model, not a curated record